Messenger RNA from Fonticula alba, 174 nucleotides. RefSeq lists its product as hypothetical. The record is from RefSeq and is a predicted model, not a curated record. Lineage: Eukaryota; Rotosphaerida; Fonticulaceae. The coding region runs from base 1 to 174 and encodes 57 amino acids. The transcript is spliced from 2 exons.
AUGAGUCGAUGCUCCUCGCGCAGGAAGAUCGCCCGCGGCCACGGGCUGGAACGUGGCAGCCAUGGCUCAGAAGUGGCGGCGGCGGCGGCGGCGUCGGCGGCGGCUGUGGUUCCGACCGCGUCUCGUCGACCAGGACUCGCCCCGCUCCGGCCACAUGUUCCGAUGCUGCCAUAA